AUGAAGCAGAAAAAAUCAUCUGAUAAGAACUAUGUCCCUCUUAGUUACUAUGAAAUUUCAUUUGCUUCUCUGCUUGCAGUUUUUGUGUGUGUUUGUGUUGGUUUGAUUGUGCUUUCAUGGUUAUCAAUCCAGGAGUUAAAACAAGUUGAAGUAGAUGUGAAGACUCAUGGCUACAUGGGAACAUUUAUAAUACUCUCUGGGGUAUCAUUCACUCCGUCUUUACUAAACAGAUCAUCAGCUGAUUUCAAAGUCCUUGCCUUUGAUGUUGAACAACUGAUACAAGAAGUCUUUCAUGCAAGUGAUCUAAAAACUGAUUUUGAAAGAUGUGAAAUUUCCCGGUUCAAGAAAUCUGAAAACAGCUAUGAAAGAUUCAAGAAGUCAGAGACCGGUGUUAUUGUGAUCUUCAGUCUUUAUUUCACCCAUAUGAUAACAGCUGAGAAAGUAAAAGAUGAGCUGGUUUGGGGUAUCAAAGCAAAUAAAAAUAGUCUUACCCAGACUUUGAAAAUCGAUGUGGACAGCAUACAAGUCACAGUAGCUGCUGAAAAUCUGACUACAAUGAUGCCUUUAACUUCAUCAGGUCCAGGACAGCUCACCACAAGCAAGUCCUCAAUAACUGCAGGCGAGUGUUUGCCACCUGCUGAACUUUGUGAUGAUGGUAUAACCUGCAUUAGAAAAGAUUUAUUUUGUGAUGGAUUCUUGGACUGUCCGGAUGGUUCAGAUGAAUCUGAAAAAAUAUGUGCUUCAGUUUGCGAUGGAAAAUUUAUGUUGACAGAUUCCUUUGGGUUCUUUCAUUCUAUGAAUUAUCCAAAACCAUAUAAUGCGAACAUAGUUUGCCAAUGGAUUAUACUAGUGCCUCAAGGGUUAUCCAUUAAACUGAACUUCACUUCUUUCGAUACACAAAAGUAUGCAGACUACUUAAAUAUUUUUGAAGGUAUAGGACAAAAAAAGACUUUAAGAGAUUCUCUGUCAGGGUCUAAUCCUGAGACAAUUUACAUUUUUUCUCACGAGGCUACAGUGCAGUUUAUAUCUGAUUAUUCUGAAAAUCACAAUGGCUUUAAUGCAACCUACACUACAUUGAAUGCAAGUGAACUGAACAAUUAUGAGAAAGUCAAUUGCACUUUUGAAGACGGCUUUUGUUGCUGGAUACAAGAUUUAGAUGAUGAUUCAGAAUGGAAGAGAGUCCAAGGCCCUGCCUUUCCCUUUUUGAGUGGUCCUGAUUUUGAUCAUACAUUUGGCAAUGAGUCAGGAUUUUAUAUUUCAACAUUCACUGGACUUCGGUUUGGCCAAGAGAAAGUCCGGAUUCUGAGUUUACCUUUGGUGUCUUCAGAUCCAUCUUGCUUAAGCUUUUGGUAUUUCACGUACAGUACUAAUGCUUAUCGUUUAAGAGUUAGCAUAAGUAAUGUGUAUGGUUUGGAAAAGAUAGUUUUUGAGAAAGAAGGAAACUAUGGAAACAACUGGAAUUAUGGACAAGUAACUUUAAAUGAAACAUCUAAUUUUAAGGUAAUAUUUGAUGCCUUUAAAAGGCGUGGUUCUAGUGAUAUUGCCUUGGAUGAUAUAGGUCUGACAAAAGGAGAGUGUAAUGAGAGUAUUUACAUAGACCCAACUGCAAUUCCGCCUGUUACUACUACCCCUCCAGUUCCCACCGACUGUGGAGGGCCAGUUGAACUAUGGGAGCCAAACAGUACAUUCAGCUCUGAAAACUUUCCCGACUUCUACCCUAAUCGAGCUUUUUGUGUGUGGUACUUAAACGCUGAAAAGGGAAAAAACAUUCAACUUCAUUUUCAGGUUUUUGAUCUGGAAAAUAUUAAUGAUGUUGUUGAAAUCAGAGAUGGCAGAGGAUCAAACUCCUUACUACUGGCUGUCUAUACAGGACAAGACCCAUUGCCAGAUGUCUUCUCUACAACAAAUGAGAUGACAGUAAUACUCAUAACGAACAAGUCCAUAACAAAGAAAGGUUUUCUUGCAAACUUUACUACUGGCUAUCAUCUAGGAGCUUGUGCAAUUGAUGAGCAUCAGUGUGGCAGCGGGGAGUGCAUACCAUUGCACAACUUUUGUGACAGUCUACCUCAGUGUGAAGAUGGCUCUGAUGAAGCAAAGUGCGUGAGAUUGCUUAAUGGUUCUCCAAGCACUGAAGGCCUAGUAGAGGCCAGGAUUGGAAAGACAUGGCACCUGGCAUGUGCAGAUGAUUGGGAUGAAGAGAUUUCAGACAGUGUUUGCCAGCUGCUGGGCUUAACGGAUGCAAAUAUGUCAUCAACUAUUUUAUUCACUGGAGAUGGCCCAUUUGUCAAUAUCACCAAAGCAGCUAACCACAGCCUAAUAUUUACAAAAAGAGAACACUGUUCAAAGAACCUGGUGGUUCAUCUGCAAUGUAACAUUGAACCUUGUGGAAAACAGCUGGUAACUCAGACCAAUGGAGCAAGGAUUGCAGGUGGAAAUGAUGCCAGAAGAAUGGCUUGGCCUUGGAUAAUUUCACUCCAUUUUAAUUCCAAACCUCUUUGCGGAGCUUCCCUCAUCAGUCAUGAAUGGCUGGUGACAGCAGCACACUGUGUAUAUGGGAGGCAAUUAAAACCAUCCCAAUGGAAAGCAGUUCUUGGCUUGUAUGACCAAUCAGAUACAACAGAGCCUUCAAUAGUGGUUCAAAUCAUCGAUCAAAUAAUUAUAAAUCCUCAUUACAUGAAGACUACAAAAGAUAGUGAAAUUGCUCUCAUGCACCUUCAGAACAAAGUUCAAUAUACAGAUUACAUACAGCCUAUCUGCUUACCAGAAAAAAAUCAGCAGUUUUUACCAGGAAUUCACUGCUCUAUUGCUGGCUGGGGUGGAAUUACGAAUGGAGAUUGCAGUUCAAAUAUAUUGCAAGAAGCAGAGGUACCUCUCAUUUCAAAUGAAAAAUGCCAACAAUGGAUGCCAGAAUACAGUAUUACUGAGAAUAUGAUCUGUGCAGGAUACGAGAUGGGAGGAGUAGAUUCCUGUAAGGGAGAUUCAGGUGGUCCUCUGACAUAUGAAGAUGGUAACAAGUGGGUUUUGGUUGGUGUAACAUCAUUUGGCUCUCCGUGUGCACUUCCCAAACGUCCAGGAGUGUAUGUUCGAGUCUCCAUGUUUGUGGACUGGAUCAAAAAUAUCAUCUAUUAGCUUGAUACUUUUCAAUGCAGUUCUGUUGCCACUAAUGGACCAUGCCCUGGAAAUACCUCUUGUUUUUCUGGAAGCCUCAAUAAAAUUUGGGAAGCCCCAGAGGAAAUACCAGCAUGA
Cuculus canorus (common cuckoo) is the source of this 3246-nucleotide messenger RNA. It is a transcript of the gene TMPRSS15, whose product is annotated as transmembrane serine protease 15. Gene Ontology annotation, molecular function: serine-type endopeptidase activity; protein binding. Lineage: Eukaryota; Metazoa; Chordata; Aves; Cuculiformes; Cuculidae. Gene Ontology annotation, cellular component: membrane. The transcript has 28 exons. The record is from RefSeq and is a predicted model, not a curated record. Gene Ontology annotation, biological process: proteolysis; acrosome reaction.